Messenger RNA from Entamoeba invadens IP1, 309 nucleotides. RefSeq lists its product as hypothetical. Lineage: Eukaryota; Evosea; Mastigamoebida; Endamoebidae. The coding region runs from base 1 to 309 and encodes 102 amino acids. The transcript has a single exon. The record is from RefSeq and is a predicted model, not a curated record.
AUGUAUUAUGAAUACAAGGAUGCCAAAGAUUGUAUUUUCAGUGAAAAAGAUGCACAUCCAAUUGAGUACCCAUAUUCUGAAUGUACCCAAGUGGGUGAUACAAAUUCAGAAAAGGCCAGUAUAGCGGAUGGAAAAGUUAACACUGCUUAUUACGGCACAAAAGAUUGCUCAGGAACUGCAAUUAAAGAAUAUGAACCAGUUGAACUUGAAAAAUGUUUAUCAAAUAAUGGAUUAUCAUACGCUAUGUAUUCGGAAGGUGAGUUUGAGGUAUUUGUCAUGCUUGAUUUAUUUAUUGCAUGCUUGCUCUAA